Messenger RNA from Lachancea nothofagi CBS 11611, 360 nucleotides. NCBI's taxonomy places the organism in Eukaryota, Fungi, Ascomycota, Saccharomycetes, Saccharomycetales, Saccharomycetaceae. The record is from the annotation of a GenBank genome assembly.
AUGUCUGCAUUCAACGACUUCUGUGUAGUGUGCGAGCGUCUCAUUGACGGUCCCAGCAGGCUGUACUGUUCAGAAUCGUGCUGUCAACACGACGAGAACUCCAAGCGACGCAAAAGCGUCGUGGAAAGCCUUGUGGCCACGCCGCAAUUGUGUCCUAUGGAUUUCGACGCCGGCAACGAUUCCGAGGAGGACGACUUGCUGGAACUCGACUAUACUGCUACCGUGCCGACGACGCUCAGCUCGCCGAGACAGUUCGAGAAACAGCAGCACGACAGCUACUUCUCGUUGGCUUCCGAAGUCUGUUUCGACCACACCGCAGAAGACAACUACAAGCUGUGGCUGAACGCUCGGUCCGUAUGA